Pocillopora meandrina is the source of this 12693-nucleotide messenger RNA. The record is from the annotation of a GenBank genome assembly. NCBI's taxonomy places the organism in Eukaryota, Metazoa, Cnidaria, Anthozoa, Scleractinia, Pocilloporidae.
AUGGCGGCUGUGGUUGGUGUAUAUUUAGGGAAUACCAGCGCAUCAUUAGCUAUCCACAAGGUGAGAAUUUCCUGUCUUGAAGAUGUUUAAAUGUUUAAUGGAGCCUUUGAGCUAAUUUCUAUGUUAUUCAUCCAAGGCUGGAAGAACGGAUAUUAUAGCGAAUGAUGCAGGGGACAGAGUCACUCCAGCUCUCGUCGCGUAUUCUGGAAAAGACAAGGUUGGUAUUGCUACCCUGAAAAAACAGUAUCCCAUUAAGAUUAAGAAACAGAGAAACGAGUGAUUCGAGAGGGAAGUGAUUUUCGCUAACCAUUUCUGUCUGUGUUUGUCAUGAUUCCCGUUUAUUAGAUAGAUUAUUCCAUCUUUGCUAGUUAAAAUUGAAAUAAGGAACAGGUCAAAAAUAGGGAUGCGAGAAAGGCUUGCUCGCAACCUGAGGCUCUGAUGGUUUCAGUGAGGCUGCCAGAGUGAGCUGCAAGGUUUCAAGAAAAAUAUUUCAGCAAGUGUGGUUCCUUUCUCGCUACAGCUUAAAGGAAAUUUGUCACCACUUUUGGGUGAACGAGAAAAUCCCAAUAACCACAAUACAACCAAUAGUAAGCUAUCCUGUUUGUUCCCAGUCAAAUUUUACACUUCAUUGUAGAGAUAAGUAGUCAAGUUUCCUUCACCUUUCACCCUUCUUUUAGACCUAUAGAAAUGUCAGUGUAAUUCAGAAUAUUUACACCUGUCUAAUUCUCAUCUAUGAGAAAACAAAAAGUACUCUUGUUAUUCACACAUAAGCCCUCCUUGAUGUAAAUCCUAAUCUCAAUUUCCAUUUCAUUCCUGCCAUUACAGAGAGUAUGAAAGUAUUUUUGUUAUCUCAGAAAGAUUCAUAUCAUUGCCAGUUAAAAGCCUAGAGGAGAUGCUUUAGUUUAGUUUAGUUUGCAUCAUUUUUGAGACACAUGAGAUGAUAUUCAGUUCAGUGAAUCAAGAAACAUGUAUUUGUUUGUCAAGAAGGAGGACUGUACUACAAUGAGAGUAAACUAAGAAUACUCGUUUUUGACCCCCCACAGUGAUACCACGAGUUCACUUAAAACUACAGUACAACCCCUCUAACUCAAGCUCCCAAAAUUGAGCAAAGGGAAAGUAAAACAAAUUUGAGGUAAGGGGGAAUUAGUUCAAGUUAACCUAGUUUGAGUUAGCUGAUGGUAAACAACUGAUAAAAUGGGGUCAUUAAUCCAUGGGAAAUUGCAUUCUGUUCAAGUUCAAGUUAGUAGGAUUCUGUUGUAUAUAUAGUUAGCUUUCCUGUGAAACUAAGAUUUUUUGGUACAUUUCCUAUAGUACACUAAUUUAUCAAGGAUAUUUUUAGCUUAAACAAAUGGAGUGAGGAGACUCAGAUGAUAUCCACUCUUAGCCAUCAUGCUGAAUUGAUACUUUCUUGGAAUUUCCUUACGUUAGAAUUCUGAUGAUAUUUAUACCUCAUAAUGUGAGAUUUUAUCUUCUAGGCAAUUGGUCUUCCAGCUAAGCAAGGGCUUAUUCGCAAUUCAAAGAAUACCAUGGCAAGAGCAUGCAAAAUAAUUGGAUUGAGGUGAGAAUCUCAUUGUUCUCCCUUAUUUUGAGCACAAUAGUCACAGGUUUAAGAAUAAACCAGUAGAGUAGACCUUUUAUCUGUUAAAUUCUCAAUGCAGUGAUAAGAGAUACCACAAGUGAAGACAGCCAGAAUCAGAUGUGGUGUGAGAAAUAACCUCAAUAUUUUCAUUCAAUUUCAUAGUAUGUGUUUAUGGGGGGCAGCUCUCUGGUAGAAGGGAACAAGAUUUUGUACAGUAUAAUAAUAUUUAUUUUCAGGAAGAGAAAACAUAAUGUAAAAAUUACAUUUUCACAUGAAGUGGUUUCAAAAACAAGUGAAUCACUGAAUUUUUAAGGAAAUUCCUUAGUCAUGUGCAUUUUAUGAUUACAGACUGCUAUAAUUAUUAUUAGUAUAGCAUGAUCAUGUAUAGUUUUUAAUGAAUAUUGAUGACUACAACUCCAGGUUUUCUGAUGAUACAGUUCAUCAAGAGGUUCAAGAUUCUGGUUGUAAGGUAAAUAACUGAAAAAUUAAACAGAGACUCUCCUCCAAUAAACAUCUCCUAUGGAGUGAUGCCUCAUCUGAGAACACACUAAGAUGUGGUUAAAUGUAGGAACAUAUAAACCUUUCAUUUAAGACCUGUGAAUGCUUCCUAGGCAUAGGGUAUCCACUUGUUUGAGGCCUGACUGUAUUCAAAUUUCAGUUCAUUUCAUUUGUAAUUGAUAGAAAUUUGAAAUAAUGUUGAUUUUGUAUACUGCAUGGGUGAACAUUGUAGUUCCUGAAAAUGUGCAAUAGUUGAGGAGAUUGUGAUCUUUGAGGCUUUCAGCAAGUGGGUUUGUCUUGAAAUCCAGAAUAUGGUGUUUUCCAUAUAGCUUAAAAAAAAAGACACAGCUGCAACUGAACCAGAAUAACCCCAACUACGGAGAAAUCUGAGUUGAAUUAUCUGCUAGCAGACUGCUGGUGUUACAGCUUGAUUCCACACAAGGGUUUUCAGUAAACAUCUUUUGAUGUAAGUUGCUCUGUAGUGGAAUUUUCAAAAUGAGAGUUGAGAUAAUUCUGUUGGAAGUUACUGGCUCUAUUGUACUACUUUUGAAUUUGUCAUCAGAUUGUUGAUAAAGAUGGAAAGCCCUUUUAUGAAGUCCAGCUGAAUGAAAAACCCACUCUGUUUUCUCCUAAAGAAGUUAUCAAGAUGAUUUUUGAGAAACUUUUAGGUAGGUCACAGUUGUUGAUGAUAAAAUCAGUCGAUGUUCAAACUCGACACACAAUCAUACUGAAUAUACUGCAGUAGUAUCAUAAACUUAUAAUGAAGGCACGAGUCCUAGCUCAAUAUUAUGAAAUAUAAAUUGAUCAAUGGGCGAAGUGCUUUAGAUGUAAAUGCCUUGCCGUGAAAUCCUGUGUACAUUAGUUAUAAUUUUUGUCAUUUUUCUCACAAGAAUUGAUUAUCCUUGGUUGACCUUACCUCCUUACUUGAGUGGGGACAUUAACUUCAUAUUGAAGUGUUUGAUCACUUUUAUUGCAUGUCUGUGACAAUUUGAGUUUAGAGACUUUUUUAUUUGCACAGAAAUUUCUCAGGCUAAUGGUGGAAAUGACAUUGAAGAAGCUGUUAUCACUGCACCUUUACACUUUAGCAAUGAACAGAAAACAGAGAUCAGGUGAAUUAAUCAAGUCUUAAUUUCAAGAUCCAAGAUAGAAGUUCUAAAAUUGUAUGGCAUUACGUGCACAUAUUCACAUCCACUGUAAUUGUUUAGAUUUUAUGCUGUGGUUGUACAACUUUACAUGUAUAAUGUAAACUGCAGCUUAUAGGCCCUCCUCCUCCCUCCCCCCUUACUUAUAAGCUCCCAACCACCUCUCCUGGCUAUUGGCCCAUAUACCCGUAAACAAAAGAUACAUCUGAUCGUAACUGCACCCCCUACCCCCAUAUAUAACACCCCCCUUUUCAAGCUUUUCCUUCAAACAGAACCUUUAAAAAAAUUUUGUAGAACAAUUAGUGUAUUACUUCUUUUUAAUAGUCAACUCUUGUGUAAAUUAACUAAACCUUUAUUAUAAAACACCUUUAAAAUAAUUUUUCUAUGCUUUACUGCUAGUAUUGCUUCAACUUAAUGCAAUCCCAUAAAAAACCUUAGUGAAAGCUAACAUGUGAAGGGUGGGAAGUGUUGACGUGAGCUGCUCCUGAAAAAGCCAUCCAGUCUUGCUGCACUCACAUUACUUUGUUGCAAAAACUUGAUGGAAAACAGAAAUAAGAAAAAAGGAGCAUGUUUCAAAAAAUAGGGAGUUUCUUGUUCUAACUUCCAAAAAAAGAGUUUUAAUUGCAGAAUUUUUGGGGGGUUUUGUUGCUGCAUGUACCUGAAAUUUUCAACAUCUAGUGGUCAUAUGAAAAAAUGCUUAUUGAUUCAGUUUGGUUGGGUGAGACAGGAAAAUAUUUGGAUCUUGGUUAUGAAGCACAGACCAAGUACAGUGAAGUCCAUCUGUCAUCACCUGGAGCAAAAUAUUUUCUUGUCUGGCCCUCCCACUCAGUCAAUAAGGACAUAUUAUGACAUUUUGAAGCUUAAUUAAAAAAAAACAGUAGAUGUAUCAUGAUCAGCACUGCUGUAGCUCAUUUCAAAGCACUUUUUUUAUUCAGGAUAUAGGUCCCCUUGGAUUUAAGGCCCUCAGUUUAUAAGCCCUCCUAAAACCCCUUAUGAGGUUGUAUCAGCCAGGGCGUAUAAGCAGCAGUUUAUUGCAGUUUGUUACAUGUGGUAUUGAACCAGUUGUAUGACAUUUUUUUUUUAGAGAGGCUGCAGAAGAUGCUGGCUUUGAUGUGCUUCGUGUUAUAAGUCAACCAGCGGCAGCAGCACUGGCCUAUGGUAAAGUGAACAGGAAUUUUUUUUCAGUGAUCAUGGGUCAAAUGACAUUCACUGCCCAGCAGUGGUGUUCUACUAUUAGUGGAAGAAUGCUUAAUGUGCUCUGUCCUUAUAAAUGUCAGUUCAGGGUAAGAAAACUGUUGAAAGCUUAGUGGUUGUUAGGGUACUUGUUCACCCAUGAGUAAUUACUGAUAUGUAGCUUCCCUCCCCUCCUCAAUGGAAUGCAAAUUUAUUGUGGGUAUCUCUAACCAUUUUUUGGUGGGUUUAGCUGUACCUUUUACGGAAACUAGCAAUAGUGAUUUUGGAUAUUAUAUUUUAAUAAUUAGAAGUGAUAUUUUAUUCUGUGAGUUGACUGUAAAAGCCAUUUCAAUCAAUAAGUUACUUAAGAAAUUAAAAGUUCUCAUUUUUUAUCAAGGCUUUUCAUUUACUGAGUUGUCAUUUUUAUAGCUAUCUUUUAAAAAUAACAAUUUACAAACUUUAGCUUUUACUCUCUCUUAACAGACAUUGGACAAAAUGAUCGCAACUCAUUAAGGUAUGAUGAUGUUUAUCAAAUAUGGCUGUAGAAGGGUCUGUUUUCUUUUAAAAAUGCUAGUCAGAUGUAUUAUCACAGGGUGUUUUUUUUUUUUAUUAUGUUCUCUGUUUUAUCAGAUACAUGUGGGAGUGGGGAUUUGGUGUAUAUAAAAAAAGACCAAGCAUAAACAUAAUAGGUUAACUUGGAAACUCUUUUGAAAAAAGCAAACUUUUGAUUUUCCUUCUUUUUGAUAGUAAAUGCCUUUUCAAUUUUUUACUUUCACAGUAGUAUCUAAAAUAUCUUAAGAGUGAGGUAGCCGAAAGCAAGUAUAAUUUCAGUAUUGUGAAUUGAUCUGUAUUUUCAAAAAUUGACGUAGAUGCCUAUUUUAAUAGUAACUUAAAUAAAAACUUUGGUAAGAUGGCGUUAUUUUCAAUCCAUAAAUUGAUUUUCUGAUGUAAAGCUUUAAUUCUUAAAAUCAUUGUUCAGAUUUGUGCACUGCUUUAUAUCACCAGGAGGGUACUUGUUUAUAGACUUGGAGGAACUACACUUGAUGUCACUGUUUUGGUUGUCAAUGGUGGAAUGUACAGAGUGAUAGCAACAGAAAGUGACACAGCCUUGGGUGGAAGAAAAUUUGAUGAGUUACUUGCCCAUCAUCUUGCUGCAGAGUUUCAAAGGUUUCUGUUCUUUUUGCUCAUAGAAAAUAGUGGCUUAGGUUUGCAAAGAUAAUCUGAACCGAUUGCAUAUGUUUUGGUUCACAGCAAUUUGAUUCAUACUAGAUUUGCCAGCCGCCAUACUAUCUAUUUUGUGCUCAGAAAAUUUUAAUUCACGUUUCUUUAUUUUAUUGCAGACAGUGGAAACUAGACGUCAGAAGCAAUAAUAGAGCAAUGGCCAAACUAAGGGCCAGUGCAGAGAACUGUAAACAUAUUCUGUCAUCCAGGGAUACAGCAACUUGUGCCAUCGAGUCACUCUGUGAAGGGAUUGACAUGAACACCAAAGUAUCCAGGUAUUGAAAAGUGAUGCAUAGUCAUUUUGUCUUUGUAAGACAAAGGGCCAGUUGUCCAAUAAGGUGGUUAAUACUUAUCCACGAUUAAAGUUACAACUUGGUUUAAUUUUUCAUUUGUUAAGCAUAAAUUGGAGCUGGUCUUUGAUGGAGUUUACUCUUAUUGUUAGACGAAAUUAAAGGAAAUAGAAUAUCAGUUUAAGAGCUGUGUCGAAAAUUUUAAAAAAAUGGAUCAUUAACCGUGUUUUCUCCUAAAUUUCCCCGUUGAACAUCACCUAAAACAGAGCUCCAAGCUCCACUUUUCCAAAGUUUCCUUUUUACAACAGAAAAUUCAUAAUCCUAAAGCUAAAUACUUAGACAGCAAAGAAGAAAAAGGAAAAAUUUGGCGUCCUAAGCUGGAAAUUUGAUCGCCAAUUUUUUUUCCUACUUGCUAUACUGACAAAAUAGUUCUCAGCUUGGAGCUCUGUAAUAAAACUGCAGUGCAUCAACUUUUUUAUUUGUUUCCUUACAGAGCUCGGUUUGAAUCCCUCUGUUGGAGUUUAUUCCAACAAAGUCUUUCCUCCAUCGACCGAGUUCUUUCCACAGCAAAUAUCAGUAGAAACAACAUAGAUCAGGUAUGAUUACUGGCAAAUUUUGAAGUACCAUGAUAAUUUCAACUCUUUUUUAUUUCAAAUAUUCCUCGUCAUCGUUGGGUAAUUGCUUAGAACUUCUUCCUGAAAAACUGUAGGCCUACAGAAAUCUUGUCGUUAAAUUGCGGUAGCAACUCAUUUCAGAAGUGAUUCAACGUAUGCAGUUAACUUAAGUUCAACAUUUAGCGGGUAUUUACCGUUCAGUCAAAGUUUUGUUUUGGACCUUAAUUCUCGAUAUGUCGCCAAUUGGUAGCCUGUCGGUAGCCUGUCGGUAGCCUGUCGGUAGCCUGUCGGUAGCCUGUCGGCGGCCUGUCAGUAGCCAGUCGGUGACCUGUUGGCCAUCGGUCGGCUGACAGGUUUUUUUCAGGGAGCUGUUCUUCAUGAUCACCAAUUUUUAAUGUGAGAGUCCUCCCCACUACUCAAUAGUGCGGUGGUUUCUAUUUGAUUGUGAAAGAACGAAUUCAGCAUGAUAAUGUACUUUCUUGACCCCUGAAAAGGUAACGUAUUAAUUUUCUUUUACAGGUUGUUUUGGUAGGUGGUUCCACACGUAUUCCUAAAAUCAAGCAGCUUGUUCAAGAGUAUUUUGCAGAAAAAGAAGUUUGUCAGACAAUUGAUCCAGACAGUGUGUUGGCAUAUGGCGCUGCUAUACAGGUAAUAAAAUCUGACCCAAUGUAGUGUAAUCCCCUUCACCAAAGAGAUUGUAAUUAUCUUCUCUUUUUUUUGGUGACUUUUAAAGGCGUCGUUACUUCAAGGAAGAGAAGAACAGAUAAAUGAUGACAUAGAGGCGGAAUGCACGUCAAAGGCUAUUAGUGUGAUGGUAAGUAGAGCAGUUGGCUUGGCUUCCACAGGCAGCAAAACGAUCAUGAUAAUAGUCACCAGGCGGCAUACCAGUUGCCUGUAAUGAUGCAGCAGACUCUUGACCCUGACCCUGGAUUUUAUAAACCCGAUGUUUCACAGAUUUAGCAUCGUGGUUCUGAGGAAAUUCGAGACUAGUUGACCCAAAUGCUCAAUUUCUUUCGCUGUGCUUUGAAUUUGCGUUGUGCGAUAUGCGCUUAAUGCCGUGAGACUGUCGCAAUCUGCCACUCAGCUAUUCUUGUGUUGUGAUUUCCAUUUAUCAUUUCCUCUAUUUGUGUGAUCCUUAACAUUUUCGCGUGAUUUUUUUUACAGCUCGAAGAGGCAGAGGCCCGUCUGUGUCCAAUUAUCCCCAAGCACUCUCCCAUACCCCUACGAAAAACACACAAUUUCACAACCUCUGUGGACAAUCAGGUUUGAUUUUCUUUUCCUUUCUCACUCUCUUCAUAUCUGGUCAUAUGGUUUUUAAAAUACUGUUUGGAGACGUUUAAGACCGGUUUUUGUCUUGCACUCCCAGACGUUAAUAGCAUCAAACCGAAAAGUGUAUUAAUCCUUUAAAUCCCAGACGCGAUUAACAUGUAGCUUCUCCCUAUAAUAUCUAUACAUUAUCCAGCAAUCCAGUAAUGAGAAUACUCAAACUUUAUCAGGUAGAAGUUGUUAUCUUGAUCUAACACCAAAUUCUCAUAACUAAUUUAGAAGGAAAGGUGUAGCAGCUAGAGGGGAGAAUUAACAAUCAGAUCUUGGGAGUUAAAGGGUUCGGAAAAGUAGUUGAGUAGAAGGCUUUAUUCUUAGUUGGUUGAAAGUUCAGUCGGAAUCUCUUGCGAUGAUGCCUUGUUUCUUUCUGUAGGAGACUGUUUGUUUAUCUGUAUAUGAAGAGGAUGACGACAUGGCUAACAAUGCUGGAAAGACUCUUGUAGCUAAGGUGAGUGGAUAGCAUGCUCCUGGCUAGGUAAUUUGGUUUGCUUUAAGUCUUAAUCAGGGUGCUAUCUGGCAGACGACAACUUGAGGUUUUAACUCAAGAAAUCAAAUUUAAUCACCGUCGCUAUUUCGCACUCACUGGUAUGGACGCUAGCGAAACUGAAACAAUUUUCGUUGGUGAGCGGGUACGACUAAGAGCACAGAUGACGAGUAAAGAUCCGUUUGCCAUGAGGGCCGCGAUUGUUACCUGCAAGGAAGAUCAUUACCGCUUUGACUUGUCAUUUAAUUCUCUUAGUGAUACUCUGUAUUAUCAGUUUGCUUGUUAAAUAGUUAAUCACUGAAAGGAGUAAUACAGUCACAGAGAAAAUCAUUAAAAAAGUCGCUACCUUUGGUAACAAGAAGGUGAUCAUAUGUUGACAAUGUUUUUAAAAAUUAGCGAGCAUGUCAUCACUUUGCGAGGCUCAUUCGCUACCUUGCCUGUGCCAUGUCGUGAUUAUGUCGCAAAUUCGUGACGCCAUCGUGACCAACAACAAGUCAUGAAAAAAAGCCCUGACCAAGUCGUGAACAAGUGGUGACUGAAUGGUGUGUGUGUUGUGAUCAUGACGUGGUUAAGCGCCGUUGCCAUGUCGUAGCCUAGUCGUGUUCAUGUAAUGACGCAUUUUUGAUCGCUUUGUGCAUUCGUGAUCCAAUAAUGUCAGAAAACGAGUCUUGAAAGUCACGAGACAAUGGUAACUAGGUCAGGUCCAAGGCGUGCUCAACACGUAUCCAAGGGGUGUCCAACACGUGUUUAAGUCGCAACUGGGUCAUGGCAGAGGCAUAAGGCAAAUCAUGAUCAAAACUUGGUGGAGUCAUCUCUGAGUUGUUUCUUUUGCAUAUCAUAUUUUAGCGACAUCUCAUUGAAUCUUACUUGCAUUGGCUUUGCCUUACUUAGAUCUGUGAUUGAUAUAGAAAAGUCACCAUACCCUCUAAGCUAAAAAGAUGCAUGAUUCAAACCAACCAUGGCGUGAUCACUCAAGUUUCCAGCACUUCGGGAAGUUUACUUUCACUUUGAAUUUUGAUUGGUCCUUGUUAUAAUUUCCUCUCUUCGAAUUGGCCGUUGUACAAUGAUAAUUUUCGUUUUAGUUUUACAAAAUGCAGUCGACAUGCGUUUUAUACCGUUGUCGUAGUAUAAAUGUAGGCCCUUAUUUCCCAGCACCAAAAUCAAAACUCACGAUAAAUAUCGUUCUCUUAUGAUCGCCACAGGUAGUUCUUGAAGAUAUACCACCCAUGGCAAAAGGACAAGCAGAAAUUAUAGGGACCUUUCACAUUAGAAGGUGAGGUUUGGUUGCAAGCCAAAUAGCGAUUUUUUUCUUUUUUUUUUCAGUUCAAACCUUCAAUUGACGCUCAUGUGAAUUCUGAAUAUCAUCCUUGUUUAUUGCCUCGAACAAGACACUCUCAAGUCCUGUUCCUGCUUGGUUCGGGUUUCAGUCAAAUGUGGUGCUGUCGGGGUUGGACUACAUUAUUGUGUUGCAUUGGCAUAGCAAAUAUCACUUCUGGGCUUUUAGUCCUUCUCUGCUGAGGCUAUGGAAAACAUUUUAGUUGAGUUUGUUCACAAAGCACAUUGAAGAUACACUUGUCACACACUUGUUUUAGAGUAUGAUGACUCCCUAACUGAUGUUGAUGGAACUGCCUUGCCCGUUUCUGGAAACCCUGUUCUCUUUCCUAACAUCUAUAAUGUGCAACAUGAAUGACUCAGGUCAUUGUGCAGAGUGCAAGCGAAAUAAGAGUCCCUUGGGAGCAAUUGUGUCAGAGGUCGCUUGCUCUGCGUUCACUCUUAAAGGCUCGCAUACUGACCUGCGUAAUCGUAAAAAUCGGCUUUGGACCGAACAGUUUGAAGCAUUUGAAGAUUGUGGGCAAUGGGGUAAUACACCUCUUUUCAAGUAUUGACCCGCUUUUCCUUGUUCUAUUGGCCAAGUUUAGUGGUUAAAUAUUUGAGGAAAAGUCACAAACAGAUGUUUCAUGCAAAUGUAGUUUGCUACACAGAAUUUGUUGUUGUUUAUUUAUGCUUGAAACAUUUUGAGCAUGAACUCUGUCUUUUUCUAAAUUUUACAGAGAUGGAUCGUUGCACAUUCAUUUGAUGGAAAAGACAUCUGAGAAGUCUGCUGACAUCAAUAUUGACUGCUGCACUUGAUUAGGUCGUACGUGGCGAAAUUCAAUAAAAUCCUACUAUCGAGCUAACUUGAUUGGAAUGUUGCGAAGAACGUGAUGGAGUUUAUGUUAUUUUUUAAUACUAUGCUUAUCUUAAUCAGUUACUGCGAUAAUCUGGUUCUACACAUGGCGGGGAAUUUUUUUCCAGAUAAGCCGUUCAACCUGGGGUGAAUUAUUUUAAAGCAUGAACAUUGUGCGAGGUAGCAGAAGAUGUUCUCGCUAAAUCGAAAAAGAAUUUCUCAAGCAGACCAAUGAAAAUGUCAGGGCGCGGUUGUUUAGAACCUGAGAACAAAAGAGCAGAGCGAAAAGAAGAGAAACAACAACACUGGUAAUAGUUUUUAGAAUUCCAGCAAGGAAAAAAAUGUUCUAAUUUAUUUGAAUCCUUAGAAAAAAGCAUUCUGAGCAAAUUUAGACAGGUGCAAAACUUUCUGAAUACUUAACAUAUUAGUACAAAUAACAGUGACAGAAAUACUGCUAUGAAUCAUGCUUAAGUUUUAUUUUUCAGGCUCAAGGGUAGAGUCUCACUUUUUUAAUUUCUUUCUUUCCAUUCUUUUUGUUUCAUCCUUUUAAUUAAGAAAGGUACGUUAGUUUCAUAGGCGAUUGAACUGAAGGUUGCAUUUUCUUUUCUAAUGAGAAUGGUAUUCUCUGAUACUUUUUAUCCAUUUUCUCGAUACAAUUUUCCAACAUAACUCAAGCUGGCGUGUCAUUGACAUGUUGGGUCUCAGUGCUAAUUUGAGGCGUCUACUCUUGCGGAGGGAACCUUCAUUAAGCGCCUCUAAACCGAAAAUACUGGAUUAUUUGAAGUGAUGAAGUCGAAACGAACUCUUUAUGGCUUGGUCAUUUUUCCAACUAAACCUCGACAAAGAUUUGCCAGGGGAGAAAACUUGAUCUUUGUCGUGGCCAAAAUUGCGCAGAUUUUGACUAUUGCAUAAGUGGUUUCGCAAAAUUUGACUCGACUCUCUAUCUGCGCCAUCUUUAAUCUUGGCUUGUCAAGUCGUCUUUCUAGUUUCAGGCGCAGAAAAGUACGAGUAUUCGUGGUCUUAAAUGUGCAUACGUAUUUUCGUGAAGUUUUACAGUCAAAAAUUGAGCAUCACAGUACUUCCAUCGUAGCUUAACGUCAAUGUUUGUUGAGGACUCAAUGGAUGGUGUUUCUAUAGAUGACUUUCGAGAUCAGUGUCGAAGACAAAUGGUUGGUUUAUUAGACUAGUGAUUGUUAUGAACGAAUAUUUGGCGUUAUAUCAGGUUGUUACCUUGAAAUGGCUGGUCCAAGGUCUGUGCAGUUAGAUGUAAUUUUGUGCGUUUUCUUUUUUACGCAAGGUCAAAAAUAUUGUGUACUUCAUACACGGUUAAGAGAUGGAUGCUCUUCGUUUCGCGUAAAAAAAUCUUCCUUUCUGGGGUUGGGUUGUGCUCCAAGUGGGUGGCAAAAAAAUCGGCACCUCUUAAUCCUUUCACUCCCAAGAGUGAUCAAAGAGGAAUUUCUCCUAGGUAUUGUUUUUGAGAUUAUUAUUAUUAUUAUUUAUUUAUUGGGUACUUUUGUAACAAGGAUUCUAGCCUUGGUUCAUAGCCGAAAAACACCUGUUAAACUUGAUGGAGAUAAUAACUUGAGUAGCCAAGGAAAAUUUCUGCCCAAGCGCCACUCGAAAAUAUAAUGUUCCAUCUCCUAUUGUAAGUUAUACAAUGAUACUUAACCUGUGAAAGGUACUUGUAAACACGUGUAAUGCAAUUAAAACAAGUAAUAAUUCUCUAGUGAAAGUUUUUAAUGGCUAAAAGACAACACAGCGCAUCGUAAGGUGUAAUAUCUCUUGUAUUUGGUGGUGGUAGUGUGGUCAAAAUUAUGGCCGAAGUAACUCGUCGGGAAUUCAAACAAUGCUAUGUGACUUUCUAAAGAACAGAAAUACCUUGCACACAAAAAUUUCCUUUUGAUAAUAGGGGAGUCUUUUUGUAAUAACCGAGCCCGAUUUCUCUUUCGGGUUUGAAAUGUUUUUCGACCUUUAGAAAUGUAAUUUCUUUGACAGCAAGCCACAACUUAUCACAAGUUAUUUUACCAAGUUGCAAAUUUGCAAAAAAGUUAUGGUUUCGAUAUGUUUAAAAUUCAGUUGUAAUUUACUUUUUGCUCUGUUUAUCUGAAACGACGGCUCAGCUUUCUAUUUUACGGACCUGCCGUGAUUUCCCCAACUCCCUUUAUGAUAAUAUUUAACAAACAGACCGCGGAAUGGAUUUAU